Messenger RNA from Mycotypha africana, 1376 nucleotides. RefSeq lists its product as uncharacterized. The transcript is spliced from 5 exons. The coding region runs from base 73 to 1230 and encodes 385 amino acids. Gene Ontology annotation, cellular component: membrane. The record is from RefSeq and is a predicted model, not a curated record. NCBI's taxonomy places the organism in Eukaryota, Fungi, Mucoromycota, Mucoromycetes, Mucorales, Mycotyphaceae.
CAGAAAUCAUCGUUUGUUCUUUCUUGCUUGCUCUGAGUUCAGCAUCAGAUACUAAACAAAGUCCAGCAUUGCAUGAGAAUACGUAAUAAUUAUCGAGAUGAGCCAAUACCAGCUUCAUCGGUAAAAUUGAUUCAAUGGUUCGGCCUCGACAAUUUUGAGCCUGAACGUGCAGUAACUUCGCAUUUCAUAUCCUCCAGAACACUUUUCUAUAUUCGUCUGCCACUUACUCUAUACACGUUAAUCGUUAUGUGGGCUGAUAUUGUUUAUACGGCGCAGACAGGCGGUAUUAGGCAUUUUCUUGCUUAUUUUACUGAUCUCACAUUUAUAGGGUUGCAUUCAUAUCAAAUGGCAACCCUCUAUCAUCAUGCACGCUACAUAUGGUCAGCAAAAAAUCAACCUUCCUUACCAAAGACUCCCACUACAUUUAUAAAUCAACACUCAAGCCUUAAUUAUCUGUACUAUUAUCUUUAUCACACAGUUGUUGUAUUUAAUCUCCUGACACCUUUUGUAUUCUGGACCUUAUUGGCUAAAGAGAAACUAAUUGAUGCUCAUUUGUCCGAAAUCGACUUUUGGACAAGCAUAUCACUUCAUGCUGUCACCUUAUUUAUCAUCAUUCUCGAAGUACUUUUCAACAGGAUGUCUUUGUCUAUUCGAGCCGUACUAUUAGUUUACGGGACCGUGUUGAUAUACAUGUGCCUUACCUUUAUUAUUUAUGCCACAGAAAAAUGGUGGGUUUAUUCGUUUUUGGAUUGGAAUGUAGGACCAACCGCUAUUAUAUGGUACUUGGCCAUCUCCAUUCUUGUCAUCCUAUUUUUCUUCACUCAGUUGGGUAUGCAUAAGCUAAGGGAUUGGGCUGCAAAAAAAAUUGUCACUGUCACUAAUGCGAAGAAAAGAUCAAGUCAACAUCCUCAACGUCGCAGUUUGCGUCCAUCGUGUCAGAUUUCUCCGUCUAUUUCUAAUGGUGAAAAAACAUUACAUACACCUGACGAUGAGAUUGAAAAUGAAAACAAAAUGAAUGAUACAACCUAUAAUUACAGCGAACGUAAGAAGCAGAAUAAGAUUGACCAGGAAUAUUCCGUAGCUUUAUCAGACAACGACAGUCAAACAAUGAUUCAGCAAUCCUCCAACUUUGAGCCAUUGGCAAGUACGAUCUGUGGCAAAUCUACUUUUGGCGAUACAUGUACCGAGAAUCUGUCAACCAAUGCUUCAUCCAUUUACUACUAUAGUUAGUCGUUUUGCUAAUAAAUAAAUGAUUCUUAUUGGGCCUCAGUGUUUGUUUAUAUGGAGGGAUUUUGUGGUUUUUUGUUUUUCUGCUUUUUCUUUCAAAUCCCGCUGUGUGGCAAAUACAGUUUUUUUUCUGGCUCAGAUUAGACAAA